Solea senegalensis (Senegalese sole) is the source of this 2441-nucleotide messenger RNA. It is a transcript of the gene acss2l, whose product is annotated as acyl-CoA synthetase short chain family member 2 like. Gene Ontology annotation, molecular function: AMP binding; acetyl-CoA synthetase activity. The transcript has 18 exons. Bases 151 to 2172 code for a protein of 673 amino acids. NCBI's taxonomy places the organism in Eukaryota, Metazoa, Chordata, Actinopteri, Pleuronectiformes, Soleidae. The record is from RefSeq and is a predicted model, not a curated record.
UGCUAAACUGUGCUGCUUUUAUACAGAGGGCCCUUGUAGUGUUGUUACCUUCCUCAGGAGGAUCUAGACAGAUCAGCACUGACCCUAGAUUAACCCAUUUUUGACUCACCCUCAGAUGAGAUAGGACUGUCUUACAUCUGUUCCACCGCAAUGGUUGUUCCUGAGUCUCAAGACAAAAUGUACUACCCCUCCUGUGACCUGCAGAGGGAUGCUCAUGUGCCUGAUUUAAACUCUUAUCUGGAACUGUACAGGAAGUCUCUUGAGAAUCCAGAAGCUUUCUGGAAAGAGGUCGCCGAUGAGUUCUUCUGGAAGAAGCCAACAACAGGGCCAAUGCUGCAGUACAACUUUGAUGUGACAAAAGGGAAUGUAUAUGUCACAUGCAUGGAAGGGGCCAAGACCAACAUGUGCUAUAAUGUCCUAGACAGACACGUGAAGGAGAGGAACCUUGGUGAAAAGGUUGCCUAUUACUGGGAGGGAAACUCACCUGACCAUCACAUGACCAUCACUUAUUCCCAGCUGCUUAGCCACGUCUGCCGCUGUGCUAAUGUCCUCAAGCAGAUGGGUGUGAAAAAGGGAGACAGGGUUUCCAUCUACCUCCCCAUGAUCCCAGAGCUGGUCUACACCAUGCUGGCCUGUGCCAGGAUAGGUGCGGUUCACUCCACUGUGUUUGCAGGUUUUUCCUCUGAGUCUCUGUGUGACAGGAUUAUUGACGCCCAGUGCAGCGUCCUGGUCACAGCAGAUGGUGUUUACAGAGGAGAGAAGCUGAUCAACCUGAAGCAGAUUGCAGACAAGGCUCUGGAGAAGUGCAGGGAAAAAGUGUCAUCGAGCGUCAUCAAGUGCCUCGUCGUGAAGAACUAUGCACUGAGGACAAAGAACGGAGCUGCGUGCAACAAACUCCAGACGCCCUGGGACUCAGACAGUGACGUGUGGUGGGACGAGGCGAUGACAGACGCUCCUGAGGAGUGUGAGCCUGAGUGGAUGAACGCUGAGGACCCGCUGUUUAUCCUCCACACCAGCGGCUCCACCGGCAAACCUAAGGGUGUUCUCCACACAGUCGCUGGCUAUCUGCUCUACACCUCACUGACAUUCAAGUAUGUUUUCGACCAUCAUCAUGACGACGUGUACUGGUGCACGGCAGACAUCGGCUGGAUUACUGGUCACUCCUACAUCAUCUACGGCCCCCUUGCAAAUGGAGCCACAGGUGUUCUAUUUGAAGGUAUUCCUGUCCACCCUCAUGUUGGCCGGUUCUGGGAAAUUAUUGAGAAGUAUCAAGUGACCAAGUUCUACACAGCUCCCACAGCCAUACGCCUGCUGAUGAAGUACGGACAGGAACCUUUGCAGAAGUACGACCUCUCCAGCCUGAAGAUUAUCGGUACAGUGGGUGAGCCCAUCAACCCAGAGGCCUGGCAGUGGUACUAUAAGAUGGUCGGUCAGAGCAGAUGUCCCAUCGUUGACACUUUCUGGCAGACAGAGACGGGCGGCCAUGUUGUGACUCCUCUACCUGCUGCAACGCCACUGAAACCCGGCUCUGCUACGUUGCCCUUCUUUGGUGUGGAGCCAGCCGUCCUGAAUGAACAUGGUGAAGAACUGGAGGGCGAGGCUGAGGGUUAUCUGGUGUUUAAGAGACCCUGGCCUGGAAUAAUGCGAACUUUGUACAAAAACCACGAGCGCUUUGAAAACACCUAUUUCAAGAAAUUCCCUGGCUUUUAUGUGACUGGUGAUGGCUGCAGGCGGGAUAAAGACGGCUAUUACUGGAUCACAGGAAGAAUAGACGACAUGCUGAACGUGUCAGGACACCUGCUGAGCACAGCAGAGGUGGAGGCGGCACUAACAGAGCACCCAGGUGUGGUGGAGGCUGCGGUGGUCAGUCGACCUCACCAGGUGAAGGGAGAGAGUCUCUACUGUUUUGUCAGCCUCAGAGACAGCGGGGAGUUUAACCUCACCAUGGUGCAGGAGCUCAAGAAGCUGGUGAGAGAGAAAAUUGGUCCUAUCGCCACACCAGACUUCAUUCAGAACGCACCGGCGCUGCCCAAAACACGCUCAGGGAAGAUCAUGAGGCGUAUCCUGCGGCAGAUCGCAUGCAACAAUAGAGACCUCGGUGACCUUUCAACUUUGGCUGACCCAAAAGUGGUGGAAUUGCUGUUCAGCCAGAGAUGUGAAGCUGCACCCUGAACAAACAGCUGGUUCUGGAUCAGCAUCUGUGUGAGUGUCAGUCUGGACCUAAACAAAAGGGAACUGGGAUCAGAAAAGAAUCACGCUGAUAGACACCUGUUGCUGGUCAAAAGUAUGAAAUAAACACAGAGUUCAUAUUUGAUAUAUUGUAGGGUUAUAUGUGUAAUAUCACUUCUUCUUUUCUCUGUUUAGAGUUUGAACUAGAAAGUUCUUUGACUGACGACAUGUAUAUGUUCAAACUGUGACCUGAUCAUAAAAAAGUGUUUGGA